Umbelopsis ramanniana AG is the source of this 3459-nucleotide messenger RNA. RefSeq lists its product as uncharacterized. The coding region runs from base 54 to 3398 and encodes 1114 amino acids. The record is from RefSeq and is a predicted model, not a curated record. Gene Ontology annotation, cellular component: nucleus. Gene Ontology annotation, molecular function: nucleic acid binding; protein binding. The transcript is spliced from 14 exons. Lineage: Eukaryota; Fungi; Mucoromycota; Umbelopsidomycetes; Umbelopsidales; Umbelopsidaceae.
GCGCCAUAACACGAUAAGACAGUCUGGUGUUUAGACUGCACAUUGUCGGUCGAAUGAACCAAUACAAUUACGUAGUCUCGGCACAAAAGCCAACAGCGGUUAGCUUUUCGGUCAAAGGCAAUUUCUUGUCGCCAAAUGAACAAUGUUUGAUUGUCAGCAAAGGAUCAAGGAUUGAAGUCUUUCGGUUCGACGGAGAGAAGCUCAAACUCGUUGUAGAGUUUGGGAUCUGGGGUCGCGUUGCCAGCUUGAAGUUAUACCACACUACAAAUCGGCCAACAGCAGAGUUAUUUGUACUUACAGAACAAAGCAACUACUGUAUUCUAAGCUACGAUGACAUUUUACAGCAAGUCGUUACGGAAUGCAGUGGACAGCUUGCGGAAAUCGGCGCCAAGGCAUACGACGAUGGAUCUGUAGUCGACGUUGACGAUUCAGGUCGAAUAGUCUGCACAAGUAUCUACUUGGGAAUGAUCAGGUUCCUACAACUAAACACAGGAGUUUGGGGCGAAAAUAUGCAGCCUAUUGCAGGGCGGUCAUCUAGCAAAGGAAAAGAGGUGAUAGGAAAGCGAAUCUCAACUGAAGUUGGUAUAUCCGUUAACAUGAGGUUUCAAGAGACGAACAUUAUAUCUUGCUGUUUUCUUCCCAGCAUGUCUUUACCUACUCUCGCCAUAUUAUACCAAGAUGCUCACGAAGAUCGACAUGUGACUUCGUAUGUAGUCAAUGUUCGAACAAACUCGAAAGCUGCAGGCAUCAUUCCUUCAACUAAUGUGGAACCUGGCGCUAAUUUGCUUAUCGCGGCCCCUCCACCUUACAAUGGCUUGAUAGUCGUAGGCGAACAAAGCAUAAUGUAUCUUCAACCAAUGAAUCCGCCGAUUACAAUUUACAUGGAUGCUACUGUCAUGAAAGCUCAUGAGGUAAUAGAUGCUAGUCGGAUAUUACUAGGCGACUAUCUUGGACGACUCUAUCUGCUGAUAUUGCUAGUAGAAAACCAGCAUGUCAAAGAUAUACACCUCGAAAAGCUAGGAGAAAUAUCUGCUCCUACCUCCCUUUCGUAUCUUGGAGACGGCGUUCUAUUUGUAGGCUCUGCGUAUGGUGACUCCCAGUUGGCUCAACUGAAUACUGAUAAAAACGAUGAAGGCGACUAUGUUACCAUUCUUGACGAAAUGACCAAUUUGGGACCGAUUACAGAUUUUGCUCUAGUGGAUAUAGAAAAGCAAGGACAGGCUCAAGUAAUUACGUGUUCAGGUGCGGGAUCAGACGGCUCAUUGCGUAUCAUUCGAAAUGGUGUAGGCGUUCAUAUACAAGCUUCGUUAGAGAUAGUGGGAGUCAAGAACGUACUAUCUCUACGUCCCGCGUACAACAGCAAUAUCGAAGACAAACUCGUCAUAUCAUUUAUAGAACAGACCAGAGUUUUGAGGCAAAUUGAGGAUGAGCUUCACGAAAUUGAACACUACUCUGGUUUCUGUUUGACCAGAACAACAUUAGCAACUACAAACACCGUUGACAAUCAUGUUGUACAAAUCACUGAUCAAAGCGUGCGACUGUUUGAAAUCAGUGACAAUGGUAAUUUGCUGGAUGAAUUAUCAGCAGAGGAAAACGCACGUAUCACGAUUGCCACAACAAAUGCCAGAAGGUGUGCUUUUUCAACGGGAGAAGGUACAUUGAAUCUCUUGGAGUACAAAGCUGGGAAGCUGGAGCGAUCUGGGUCAACAAAAUUGGCCAACGAAAUCGCAUGCAUACAUAUUAAUCAAUUCCCACUUGCAUUUGACGAUGAUGUGAUCGUUGUUGGUUACUGGACUACCAUGCGAACACAACUUCUCUCUGCUCGGGAUUUGAGUGUAAUAGCAAGUGUAGAUCUUGGAGGAGAUAUCAUACCAAGAUCUAUCCUUUUAACAGAGUUUGAAAAGGAAUUAUUCUUGCUAGUCGCCUUAGGUGACGGGCAGUUGUUUAACUUUCAAGUGGAUCCUCUCACCUUGCAACUCUCCAACCAAAAAAAGGUGUCGAUUGGCACACAACCAGUUACUUUGAAUACCUUCUCAGCGGGCGGAGCAACACAUGUCUUCGCUGCGUCCGACCGACCGACGGUCAUUCAUAGCAGCAAUCACAAGAUUUUGUACUCUGAUGUCAAUCUCAAGGAUAUGAGCAAUAUUACAGCAUUUCGCAACCCAUCAUUUGAAAACUGUAUUGCAUUUACGACAAGUUCAGGAGUCAUGAUAGGUCAAAUAGAUCAAGUUCAAAAACUUCACAUAAACAAAAUUCCUUUGGGCGAAAUGGCGAGAAGAAUAUGUUACCAGGAGUCUACCCGUACAUUUGCCAUCAUAACAACCAAAAUGGAAACAAGCUUGCCGGACUCGUCAAAGGAUUCAUCUAUUAAAAUUCUUGAUGAUCAAAGUUUCGAAAUCUUAGAUACACUUACUCUCGAAAGCUUUGAAGUUGGUGAAUCCAUCGCGAGCUGUUCCUUUGACGGUGGUGCGUCGGACUUCUAUAUCGUUGGUACAGCGACCGUAGUUCCGGGCGACGAAGAUGUCCGAAAAGGUAGAAUCCUUGUCCUCCAAGUCAGCCCCGAGAGAAAAUUGAUUUUGAGACAUACAAGGUCGAUCGAUGGGUCACCGUAUUGCAUCCAACCGAUGGACAACAAAUUGGUGGUGGCGGUCAAUGGAACCAUUGGCAUUUAUGAGUGGAUUAACCACGGCUUGAGCAACGUCUGUUGCCAUCGCUCCAAUACGAUUGUUGUCGAUAUGGCUGUCAAUGGUAAUCAAAUCGUCGUUGCCGAUUUGAUGAGGUCGAUCUCCAAGCUCGUAUAUGACAAGAACAGUCGAACCAUUCGCGAAUUAGCAAUAGAUCAGAACUCUAAUUGGAUGGCCAGCCUAUCGUUAGUGGAUGACAAUAUCGUAAUUGGUGCUGAGGUUGGCUAUAACUUGUUCACAUUGGCCCAAAUACCAAACAACACCAUGGACGAUACGGAUCAGUUCGAAGUUAUUGGGGAGUGGCAUUUAGGCGAGUAUGUCAAUCGUUUCAGGAAAGGUUCUCUUGUGAUGAACCAUUCUGAUACAACUACGACCUCAUCAUCAACACUGUUCGGAACUAUCAAUGGCGUUUUAGGUGUGAUGCAUAAUCUAACAGCAGAUCAAUAUUUGCUGUUUUCUCAGGUUGAAAGCAACAUUAUACAUAUUGUUGGCAGCAUUGGACAUUUCGAUCACUCCAAAUGGAGAAACUUUCGUGGUGACCGUAGAGUAGCACCACACAGAGGAUUUAUUGACGGCGAUUUGAUAGAAAGUUUUCUUGACUUAAAUCGAUCUCAAAUGCAGCAAGUUGUUGAUGGAGAUAUGGGUGGACAGCGGCUUAACUGCAGUUUAGAGCAAUUAUUCAGAAUUAUCGAAGAGUUUUCAAGACUUCAUUAGUAGCUAAUAAAUUAUAAAAACGACUUCUAAGUAUGUUAACGGUCGUAACAAUAGCAAUCAG